AUUAAAUAAACCAUAGUUAAAUAUGAGGUAACUAUAGAUAUCAGCUAUCUCAGUAAAACGUGCACGCCUGAUGAGCCAAUCAGAACAGCCGAGGAAUAUAUCCUUUUUAGAGUGAAUAUUUAUCAGUGUGGAUAAUUACUGCAAAACRUCUUUGGUCUAAAAUGUUCACUUUAUAAAACAAACGAGGGGCAACUUCUGGGAGAAAAUAAAAGUGAGUAUGUUGAAAGUUCUUGUCAAAGGUGCUACCAAUCUCCCCGAUGUGGACACAUUUGGUGGUAAGAGCGAUCCAUAUGCCAUCGUCAGCUUUAGAGGUUUGGACGAGAAGACUGAAGUCAUUAAGGAUGAAUUGAAUCCAUCGUGGAAUAAGGACAUUCAAUUCGAUUUGAACGGCAGCGCACUGUCAUCGGACGAUGAGCUGGUCGUGUCAAUUAAAGACUGGGAACGAGUUCUUCAUCAUCGUUUAUUAGGAACUGUUAAGAUAGCAUUAAAGGGUCUAAGCAAAGGAAAAGGAAACAAGGAAGAUAAAGAUUUGCCGUUAMUGGAUGGAUCUCAAAGACCUACUAAAGGCAAUGUUCAGCUUAGUCUCGAGUAUCAAGCGCCGCCAAGUGCUGAUAAGCCAGAAGAAGAACAAGAMGACGAAGGUUAUGAAGAAUCAGAGGUAGAAGGUGCACCAGGAGCAAAAGGGSCAAGAAAAAGACGAAAGAAACGCAAGCAGUUAUCGGACAAAGUGCAAGACUUUCAGAUACGCAUCAAGAUCCACGAGGCGCGUCAUUUGCCCGGUUCGAGUAUUCACCCUCWAGUCAAAGUGAGUGUGUCCGAUCAAGAUCGCUCUACUAGAGCCAAACGAUAUACYAACCGACCAGUCUUCAAGCAAGUAAGUCAGCUAUCCUGCUCAGAGAAGGAGAAACAUCUUUACUUUGACGGCAUUGUGUUUUUUCUAUUAAAAUUUUGAUCAGAUUGAUAGCAACUUAUAGCAACCAAUAGGAAGUUGAUCUCUGCUCCCGGGCAGGGGCUCGGUUUUACAACAUUCCUUACWCAUUCCACACAUAUUAGUCUAAAAMCACUGGCCUAACGAGAAUCAAGGAAAAGUUCAGUUUUACCAUUGUAAU
Messenger RNA from Exaiptasia diaphana, 1109 nucleotides. RefSeq names its product myoferlin. The transcript is spliced from 7 exons. The coding region runs from base 218 to 952 and encodes 244 amino acids. NCBI's taxonomy places the organism in Eukaryota, Metazoa, Cnidaria, Anthozoa, Actiniaria, Aiptasiidae. The record is from RefSeq and is a predicted model, not a curated record.